AUGGCAGAAUUCUCAACUACCGAACAGACUGCGGUCGAUAAGCCAGUUCAUACAAUCAUUCUCGACUCUUCACCUCUCUUACUGAAUACCCCCGGCAUCUCAACUCUUCUCGCAAACGCACAUGAUCUUGUCACAACUCCUUCAGUGAUCUCUGAGAUAAGAGGCGAGGAGGCAAGGUCAAGAAUAGAUACACUCUACCGUCCUUUUCUAACCAUCCGAAACCCCAAGUCGGAAACAGUUAAACUGGUCAGAAAUUUUGCUCGAAAGACUGGAGAUGGCGCAGUUCUCAGUUCGACGGAUUAUGAAGUCCUUGCCCUAGCGUACGACAUUGAAUGCGAGCGGAACAGAGGAAAUUGGAGAUUGAGAUCUGCACCUGGACAGAAGAGCUUGAAUGGUAGCCCGCCCUCAAAAGAGGCCCAGACACACCUGUUACCUCAGAGAGAGGAAGCAAAUUCAAUACAAGCAGAGGGAGAACCUUCAAUACCAAUAUCAACAGAGGAAGGAAUUUCUCCACCAACACAAGAAGCAUGCGAUUCUCUACCGAAUGCCGAGAUUGAAGACGUCAAUAAGAUUGAACAGAAGAUUGCCGAGGUAGACCUUGAAGAUCACACCAAAUCACAAGAUUCGGAAGCAGUGGAAAAUGCGACUACAGAUACUGAAGCAGAAUUACCACAACCGCAGAUAUCGACCGGGAACGAGCCGGAAGAGGUCUUAGAUGCGUCCCAAGAACAUGAAGAUGAGUCUGAUUCCGAAUCUGGUUGGAUCACGCCAGCAAACAUCAAGAAAAAGAAGGCCAAAGAUGAGGCCGCCAGUAGUAAGACUGGAAAAGAAAACAAGCACCUGCAAGUUGCAACCAUGACGGGUGAUUUUGCCAUGCAGAACGUACUUCUUCAGAUGAAUCUCAACCUUUUAUCCACCAAGACAUGUCAGCGUAUAUCCCAGAUCAAACAAUUCAUCCUGAGAUGCCAUGGCUGCUUCUCCACCACCAAAGAGAUGUCAAAACAGUUCUGUCCGCGAUGUGGCCAACCGACUCUCACAAGAGUGAGUUGUUCCACCAAUGACAAAGGUGAGGUCAAAUUGCAUCUCAAGGCCAAUAUGCAAUGGAACAACAAGGGCAAUGUUUUCUCUGUACCAAAGGCAGCGGCUGGAACUUCGAAUCAAAAAUGGAAGGGUCCCAAACAAGGUGGAGGACAAGGCGGCUGGGGUAAUGAUCUCAUUCUGGCUGAAGAUCAGAAGGAGUAUAUUCGAGCCAUGUCAACGAUGAAACGCAGUAAAGAGCGCGAUCUCAUGGACGAAGAUACCCUUCCAAGCAUCCUCUCCGGGAACAGAGACCAUGGAUCGGGCAGGAUACGUGUGGGAGCAGGUAGAAAUGUGAACUCGAAAAAGCGGUAG
Molecule: messenger RNA, 1392 nt
Organism: Exophiala bonariae
Lineage: Eukaryota; Fungi; Ascomycota; Eurotiomycetes; Chaetothyriales; Herpotrichiellaceae
Exons: 1
Coding region: 1-1392 (463 amino acids)
Biological process (GO): ribosomal small subunit biogenesis; maturation of SSU-rRNA
Cellular component (GO): preribosome, small subunit precursor
Molecular function (GO): RNA endonuclease activity
Source: RefSeq, a predicted model, not a curated record